Echinops telfairi (small Madagascar hedgehog) is the source of this 524-nucleotide messenger RNA. It is a transcript of the gene AIF1, whose product is annotated as allograft inflammatory factor 1. Gene Ontology annotation, molecular function: calcium ion binding; actin filament binding. The transcript is spliced from 6 exons. Lineage: Eukaryota; Metazoa; Chordata; Mammalia; Afrosoricida; Tenrecidae. Gene Ontology annotation, biological process: actin filament bundle assembly; ruffle assembly. The coding region runs from base 72 to 515 and encodes 147 amino acids. Gene Ontology annotation, cellular component: ruffle membrane; actin filament. The record is from RefSeq and is a predicted model, not a curated record.
GCCAGCAGAAGAGACCUGGCUCGCUGGCCGUCCCCAUCUGUCUCUUGAGCUCUGCCAGCAUCUGCGGAGCCAUGAGUCAAACCAGAGAUGUCCAGGGAGGGAAGGCUUUUGGACAACUGAAGGCCCAGCAGGAAGAACAACUCGAAGAAAUCAACAAGCAAUUCCUGGAUGAUCCUAAAUACAGCAGUGAUGAGGAUCUUCCCUCCAAACUAGAAGUCUUCAAGCAGAAAUACAUGGAGUUUGACCUCAACGGAAAUGGAGACAUCGAUAUUAUGUCCCUGAAGCGAAUGCUGGAGAAACUUGGGGCCACCAAGACCCAUCUGGAGCUAAAGAAAUUAAUCCAGGAUGUGUCCAGCGGCUCUGGAGAAACGUUCAGCUACGCCGACUUCAUCAGAAUGAUGUUGGGCAAGAGAUCUGCACUCCUAAAAAUGAUCCUGAUGUUUGAGGAGAAAACGAAAGAACAGGAGAAACCAACAGGUCCUCCAGCCAAGAAAGCUAUCUCUGAAUUGCCUUGAUUUGGAGGG